GCCGCGCUAACGUUCGACCAAGCUUAGUGGGAAGUGAGGAGGAACGGCACUGCACGCCGCCUGCGAAUGGUCGCCGAACCAACGCCGCCGCGCCGCGCCGCCCGCACCCGCAGUCCUCCCGUCGCGCCGGCUCUGCGCGCUACACGCUAACCGCAUCAUGGUAAUGGACAACCGAAUUAACGAAGAUGCUGAAAAUGAGCACAACUCGUCCAUUUUCAUAACAAACUUCCAAAAUGGAGACAAUGUCAACUAUUCGGUUGUUCUUGUCAAAGGUAUAAUUACGAGAGGCAAUUCAAAUAACCAAGACAAGCUAAUUUGUACAGUAACGAGCAACGGUGUUCAAAACACUACCGAAUGGAACGUGCAUAAUGGUGAAUUCAAAGUUAUAAUUGAAUUAAAUAGAGGUGAAAAUGUUAUAAUAUUGGAAUACACAGAAAAACAAAGAAAAACAAUUAUUCUAGACUACACUCCAAGAAAAACUAAUCUCAGAGUCACUCCAGUAUACAUUAUAUGUCAAGGACAUGAUGGCUGUUUUCAAAGCCCAUCUGAUAUUGACAACAGCAUAGAGAGUGCUUGUACUAGAAUAGCACUCGGUGCUAAGCUCAUUCAGAGUAUAACAGCUGAAAAAUUGUUUGAAUGUGGCAUUGGGCGGAAAACAUUCCAACUUGAACAUGAAGUCAAUCCAAAAAAACCAGAAUGUAUAGUGUUCAAAAGCGGACUUAAUGUUAAUAAGGCGAGAAAAAUGAAACAAGCUGAGCUAUGGUCAUAUUUUGGCAGAGAACUAAUGCUUUCAGAUCUCGGAAGUAAUGAAAGAAAAUAUUUGGCCUUUAUUUCAUGUACAAGGUUCAAAGGUACUGAUAUUGAUAAACCAAUGACACACGAAGAAGUUGUUUCGUUGACAGAAGCUUAUGCUGCGUUGGGUGGUGGUGGCCUCGCACUUUUUGGGACAGCAUGCUUAUACACAUGGCCCACAAGAGUCGACGAAAUUGUCCCAAAAUUUUUAGAUUCUAAUCCAGUUAACUGGAAACGAUUUAUGGAUGACAGUGGAUACCGUGGAACCUUAGGAGGAUGUUUUGCAACAACACUUGGGUCUGUAUUUCACGAAUUGGGCCACACGUUUGACCUCGGACACACAAAAGACGGAAUCAUGGGCAGAGGUUUCGAUAACAUAGACAGAGUUUUUACAGUUGGAGAAAAAAGGUCAGCCUUAACAAAGGACAACAUGAAUAAUUUCAGUGGAAAACCGGUGCAACAUUCCACUGUUUCCCUUCAAAGAAAUAUAAGUGUUACGAUGAACGUGGCGGAACCGCUGCGGGUCUUGGGACCAAGAAGUAAAACCACACUGGGAAACUUUGCAUCAAUGUCCAAAUCUGAUAUUAUAAGAAGAAGUCCAAACGUUACUCCAAUAACAAGACCGUCUAGUGUGUAUUCAAGUAUAACAAACAAACUCUCUGAUUCAAAGAAAAAUAUCAAUCGAACUAAUGGAAACGAUUCUAUUUAUUGGACGCGAAAUUGCGCAGUAUUACUGUCUUACCAUCGGUGGUUCAACAAUGAAUAUGGUAGAGAACGACAAGCCAUAACACGAUAUUUGAAGUUUGACAAAAAUAAAAUGAUGAUUAUAUCAACAGCAGGCAUAAGAAUAGUAGAAGUAAGAGAUGAAUCAAAUGGAAUGGUUUUAGACUCUUACGAGUUUACGAAUUUGUUGCCAGAAAAGCGAUUUUUAGUUCCAUUUACAUUUUCGCCUAAAAGCAAUGUUUUAACAAUAGUGGUAGAAGAUGAUUUGGGAAAUGUGCUGAAACAGACGUUCACUUAUUAAUCAAAUGAUUGUGCUGUCGAAUCGGACAAUAAAGUGUAAAUAUAUGAAAAAAUAAGUAUUAUACGUCA
Molecule: messenger RNA, 1884 nt
Organism: Manduca sexta (tobacco hornworm)
Lineage: Eukaryota; Metazoa; Arthropoda; Insecta; Lepidoptera; Sphingidae
Product: putative zinc metalloproteinase YIL108W
Exons: 2
Coding region: 158-1816 (552 amino acids)
Source: RefSeq, a predicted model, not a curated record